Mollisia scopiformis is the source of this 969-nucleotide messenger RNA. RefSeq names its product aquaporin-like protein. The record is from RefSeq and is a predicted model, not a curated record. Gene Ontology annotation, molecular function: channel activity. Gene Ontology annotation, biological process: transmembrane transport. Lineage: Eukaryota; Fungi; Ascomycota; Leotiomycetes; Helotiales; Mollisiaceae. The coding region runs from base 1 to 969 and encodes 322 amino acids. Gene Ontology annotation, cellular component: membrane. The transcript has 3 exons.
AUGGCACGACAAAGCGAUGUCGAGAAAACCACCACAGCUCCAAACCUCCCUGCCUAUGCCCCCCAACCGGCCCAAACCAACACUCAUCCAUUCAUCGGUCGUCUUGGAGGAAACCAGGGUUUCGUACUCGAUCGAAAUGAUUCGGCCAAUGCAUCACUCCUCAAAGAUAUCCCUGAUGCUGCUCCCUACAUGACAUUGCGGGAGCAGCUUGAUCUGAAGGGAUUUAUGUGUUUAUCUUUGUGGAAAUCUGCUUUAGCCGAAGGGAUGGGAGCAAUGAUGCUAAUCUACCUCACAAUCUGGACCAGCAUAUCUCCCCAUGUUCUCCCCACCCCACCAACCACCCAACUCGGCCCCUUCGACAACGCAGCCUUCAUCGGCCCCAUCGUAGGUGGAAUCACAAACUGGCUCAUCCUAACCCUCUUCACCUUCUCCUUCGGCGCCGUCUCAGGCGCUCAUUUCAACCCCACCAUCACAAUCGCAACCUUCUGCGUCCGGCUCUGCUCCCUCCCCCGCAUGGUCCUCUACGUCUCCUUCCAAACGGCCGGCGGGGCUCUAGCCGGUCUCCUCGCUCGCGCCAGCUACGGGACCAGAGCCUUCAAGGUCGGCGGGUGUUGGCUUUUCGACGAUAUUGUUCCGGUCAGUAACGCUUUUGUGGUGGAGUUUAUGUGUUGUCUGAUCUCCAUCUUUCUGGCGUUUGGAGUGGGCUUGGAUCCGAGACAGAAACAGACCAUUGGUCCGAGUCUGGGGCCGUUCUUAGUGGGCAUGGUGCUUGGGACGAUUAGUUUUGCGAGUGCGUUUGCGAGGUAUGGGUAUGGAGGUGCGAGUCUGAAUCCGGCGAGGUGCUUUGGGUCGUUUGUGGGGAGUGCAUUUCCGGGGUGGCAUUGGAUUCAUUGGGUCGCGCCGAUUGUUGCUUGUAUUGUGCAUGCAGUCAUGUAUUUCAUUGUGCCCCCUUGGCAAGGGCAAGUAUAG